Molecule: messenger RNA, 3016 nt
Organism: Paraphaeosphaeria sporulosa
Lineage: Eukaryota; Fungi; Ascomycota; Dothideomycetes; Pleosporales; Didymosphaeriaceae
Exons: 4
Coding region: 243-2936 (897 amino acids)
Source: RefSeq, a predicted model, not a curated record
GAUCUGACGCUGAAGCUGAAGCCCCAACUAUUGAAUUUUCUGCGGAGUGUUUUUGCCGGGAGAGGCGCCCCGAUGGUAGUGGCUUGCUGGAAACAUGUCGUAGGCGAGAGCCCAGAUUCGCGCAAGUGUAUCACCCCAAGCUCCCCUAACAUAUCCCUACGCUUAUAGACAGCUGCUCGACCUGGUCACUGGGCAGCUUCCCGCCGCCACACAUUCGUUUGCUUGAUAGAAAUUUACCCAAGAUGACACCUCACCCCCGGCCCCCUCGCAUCAACGUCCAUGGAGACUACCAUACUGAGAAACCGUCAGCACUGAACGCGCAACCUGGACUUGAGAACCCAUUCGACAGCGUUGAUGUUGUGAUCCCUGCUCAUCUUCUCCAGACCGCACAAGCGGUCUCUAAGCGCGACGAGGCCGACGCGCCCAAUUGGCAACCCCAGAGGCAACUGACUGUCCGCGAGAACCCUCUGUUCAGACAGCUAUCCGCGUCUAUCCGUCGCCCACGUGAUAGAGGAGGCCGUGUCCAAAGGUCAUCGACAGUUCCAAGCGCAAGAUCUUCGCGAGCACCCUCACCCGCCACGCGAUCAAACAGCACCAAAGCCGGUCUCGCUGUGCCGUCGUCGGACGAGAACACACCACACCAUGUGAGGCGACCGGAGCCAGCAAACAGAAGACGAAGCUGGAGGUUAUCCUACACGCCUGGUGGUCUUGACGAAAUCGCCCUUAGUCCCAGAGGAUCACGAGCCGGAACACCGACGUCGGAGACUUUCCCCGUAGCCGGGCAUGCCACUCAUGAUUUUGCAGCACAGCCUGCACGACAUGUAUCGAAUCCAUUCGGCGAUAAACAUGUCGACUCAUCUGCCAAUACUUCUCGUCGAUCUUCUUUUGGUGACAACGCCAACCCGUUCCUCUCACGAAACAACUCGUCAAUAUCGGUCGAGCAGCACACUGUUCCGGAAGUGGCACAUGUUCCCCGGGAAGCUCGCAAACGAAGUGGAACUCUUGAAACUGUUGUCAACGCUCUUGUGCCCGAUUCUUUGCAGAGGAAGCUGACCAACAACACCGUCACGACUGGCGGCCUCACUCGGCACAGCAGUAUGCGGAAGACCUUCGAGAAGGCAAAGCUACGGGGCGCGGAGAUGCAGCGAAACAAAUAUGCCAUGUGGGCAUUCGAAUACGGCAUAUAUAUCUUUCUCUUGUGUUUCAUUUACUUCGUCUUGAUUGGCAUCCCUCUGUGGAAUGGCGCUGUCUGGUGGUUGUACUGGGUGGUUGCCAACAAGUUCGUCUUUGCUGGUGGUUUCAGCAUCACCCUUGGUAUUGCUCUUUUCUACGCAUUCGCUCCUCUCCUUAUAAUGUUCGAAGAUGACCCUCCACCGAUGGAGAUUACCGCCGAAACGAAGAUCCAGGAUCAGGUCAAGGACACUGCGCUCUUGAUCCCUUGUUACAAGUCUGCCAACUUAAUCGCAGCCACUCUCGAAGCUGCGCUCAAGAUCUUCCCGGCAUCGCAUAUCUACGUGCUAGCGAAUGGCAACAGCCCUACGCCGCUCGACAACACCGAGGAGAUUUGCCGCCCGUACGGCGUCAACCACAUCUGGUCGCCUGUGGGUUCCAAGAUCGUCGCGCAGUUCGUCGGUUGUUAUGCUGCGAAAGCCUUCAAGAACGUGUUGUUGAUUGAUGACGACUGUGCGUUGCCGCCCGACUUCCCUGUUGUUACCGAGCGGUUAAAGGGCAACGUCAUGUGUCUCGGUUACACCAUCAAAAGCGUAGGACCCAACUCGUCGAAGGGCAACUACUGUCAGCAGGCGCAGGAUCUCGAGUACAAGCUCAGUGGCAUUCAGCGUGAUUUUGCCGGCCGCAUCGGUUCAGCGACCUUUCCUCACGGUGCUAUCGCGCUCUGGGAUCGGGAGCUUUUAGUCAAAACAUUCCACGAGCACCCCGGUUUCAGCGUAUCGGAGGAUUGGUUCUUCGGUCAUGUGGCUCGCAAACUUGGUUCCAGGAUUAAGAUGUGCUCGCAGGUCUUUGUCGAAACCGAGACUCCUACAGCGGUGUUCUUCUCUGGCGGUGGCUCACGUGGUGGAUUCGGCGAGAUGACCAUUUUCAGCCAACGGUUCAAACGCUGGAACUUUUUCUUUGUUAACGGCAUGUGGUUCAACCUGGCCUACAUCUUCGGCAGCUGGAAACUCGGCUGGUGGGAGAUUGGCGCCAAAAUCUUUGUUUUCCAAGAGGUGUAUGAGACGCUUCUGUACCUGAUGACUCCAUUCAUUCUUCCUAUUUCUUUUUAUGUUAGACCUUCGUUUUGUGGUAUACUUCUUGCAGCCACUGUCGUUAUGUAUCUUGUCAACACCAUUAUUUUCAACGAAGUUCAUCUGCGUCGCAAGGGGGAGCGCAUUGGCUGGUUCUGCGUUUACGUCUACUAUCUUCCGUACAAGAUCGUCCUGACGGGCAUCAAUGUCGCGAGUUGCUAUUGGUCACUUUACAAGUACGCUCGUUACUUCGCCAGGAGACAUCCCAGGGUGGUUGAAGACGAGAAGGCAGUUGAGGUUGUUGUCAGGCUCGAGGAGAGUGCAUACGCUGCGGAAGCUGGAGGCCUUGGUCGAAGUCUCACCGUCCGCAAGGUCGCAGAGGUACCUGUUGGCCGAUGCUCAAUGGAGAGCGAGAGCACUGCCGUGAAUGCAACAAGGUCCAACACGCCUCAAAUUGGAUUGACGCUGCAUUCCGAUACUGCUCACUACUACGAGCCAUAUUACCAUCAAGACGAGUUCGAUAUGGCUGGGUCUGGUGCCAGCACUCCCGCCAGGGGUUUGAUGAAUGGUCAUGCUGCAGUUGACUUUGCCAACGACAGCCAAGCACCCACGCCGCAGAACCGCUCGUAUGCAACGAGUAUGGCAAGCUACGAUGGGUGGGACAGCAGAGUGAGCGAGACCAGGUGGCUUUGAGGAGCUUUCGCCCGGAGUUUGUAGGACAAAAAGCUGUAAUCCUUAAUGCAUAUACCCAGAAGCCAUAUAGAUUACGUACA